AUGAGUGUCUCACCUCCUCCGACUCCGCCAUCGAGGGCUGUAAUAGACGACGAGUGGAGAUUCCAAACUAUUACAUUACCCUGUGAGUGCGUGGAGGAUUACCGCCCAGGUGGUUACCAUCCCGUCAUCCUCGGGGAUGUCUUCAACAAUGGCCGGUACAAGGUCAUCCGGAAGCUCGGUGACGGCUCCUACUCGACAGAUGGUGGAUAUGUGGCCCUGAAGAUACUUGUAUCGGAAAUCUCGGGAUCGACAACCGAGCUACGAAUUUUACGGCACCUCGCCGAAGCCGCACCAGCAGAAGCGUCUCGGCAUGUCACGCCGCUGCUAGGCGAGUUCGAACACCGCGGCCCCAAUGGUGUCCACAAAUGCCUGGUAUUUGAGCCCAUGGGCCCAAGUGUUAAUACUAUGGUCGAGGCGCUGCCGCAGUUUAAUCCUCGCCGGCAAGGAAUAAAAGCUCUUGCAUUUCUCCACGAGAAUGGUAUAGCACAUGGAGAUUUCCAGCCGGGAAAUAUACUCUGCACUCUAAGCGAUAUAGCCUCGACGCCCGAGGAAGUACUUCAGCAGGAGGAAGAUGUACAAGCCCGGUCAAUCUCCGCACCUGUGCAGAGGUUAGAUGGUAAGCCAGAUAGAUGGGCUCCUCGAUAUCUUUGCGUUGCGCAGCCGUUGGUGCCCUUUACCUACUAUGCUGAGGGUUUCAAGACCAAAUUAUCCGAUAUGGGCGGCGCAUACUUCUUUACAAACCCGCCAACAAAGCCCGUUACUCCACUCGGUCUGCGACCCCCCGAAUUGAUUCUUACCGGAGCCGUUGGUAACACUGCUGAUGUCUGGAGCUUCGGUUGUCUUGUCUUUGAGCUUAUCACUGGACAGCCGCUUUUCUGUAUACCAGGGUCCGAGGAUGAGGACGACGAUCAUAUUCUCUCCCUCAUCGAACGACUAGGUCCCCUCCCGGACGAGCUCUUUAGUAACUGGAAGAACUCGUCCCUCUACUUUACGACGGAGAGGAAGCUCUUUAAUUGUGAGCUGGGAGGAGUCGCUCCGGGGGAGGAGCCGCUUAUGCUGGAGCAGACGUCCAUGGAGGAAUCAUUUGAUCUUGCAGAGCCUGAUCUUGAUGAGACGGAAGCUAGAAAAGUAAAGGGGCUCAUUCGGUGGAUCUUGCAAUAUGAUCCCUCGAAAAGACCUUCGCCAGCGCAAAUCUUGUCCGAUCCAUGGUUCUGCGAGAUUAACGUAAGGUAG
This is a messenger RNA of Aspergillus nomiae NRRL 13137, 1233 nucleotides long. RefSeq names its product putative serine protein kinase. Bases 1 to 1233 code for a protein of 410 amino acids. Gene Ontology annotation, biological process: protein phosphorylation; regulation of mRNA processing; spliceosomal complex assembly. Gene Ontology annotation, molecular function: protein kinase activity; ATP binding. Lineage: Eukaryota; Fungi; Ascomycota; Eurotiomycetes; Eurotiales; Aspergillaceae. The record is from RefSeq and is a predicted model, not a curated record. The transcript is spliced from 4 exons.